AAAAGAAAAAAAUUAGUGUUCUUUUCUGGAUAUUUGCUGCUAUGGCAUGUAACUUCAUUUAUUUAUUUUUAAAUGUUUUAUUUUUAAGUAAUCUUUACACCCAACAUGGGGUGAACUCACAAACCCGAGAUCAAGAGUCACAUGCUCCACCAGCUGAGCCAGCCAGGUGCCCCUGGCAUGUAACUUUAAAAGCAAUAUGCCCAUCUUGAACAUCUCCUGGGAGUUUCAAUAGCACUUGUGGUAGGCAACAUAGUAGUUUCCCAAAGACAGCCAUGAUCAUCUAGCCAUGAUCCCUAGAAUUUGUGAAUGUUUCCCAAUACAGCAAAAGAGAUUUUGCAGAUGUGAUUAAGGAUUUUGAGAUGGGAAGAUUAUCCUGGACUAUUUAAGUGGGCACAAUGUAAUCACAAGAGUCUUUUUAAGUGAAAGAGGAGGAGAAUCCAAGGAGAUGUGACAAGGAAAGCAGAGGUCAGAGGGCCACAAAUCAAGGAAUUCAGCCUGUAGAAGCUGGAAAAGGCCAGGAAACGUUGUUACUUGCUCCCUAGGGAAGGUAGACCCACUGAAAGUUUUUGUUUUUUCCUAAUUAUUUUAUUUUUGAGAGAGACAGAGACAGCAUGAGCUGGGGGCUAGAGUGGGGGCGCAGACACACAGAGAGAAAAUCCCAAGCAGGUUCUGUGCCGUCAGCACAGAGCCUGAUGUGGGGCUCAAACUCACAAAACUAUGAGAUCAUGACCUGAGCCAAAACCAAGAGUCAGCUGCUUAACUGACUGAGCCACCAGGUACCCCCCACUGAUACAUUUAAAAAAAAUUGACAUAUAUAUUAUACUUUAUAUAUAUAUUACAUUAGUUUCAAGGGUACACCAUAAACAUUUGGUAUAUGUAUAUACUGUGAAGUGAUCACCACAAUGUCUAGCUAACAUCCAUCCCCAAACAUAGUUAUAAUUUUUUUCCUAUGAUGAUACCAACAUUGCUACUUUGAUUUUAGCUGGGUGAAACCCAUUUCAGACUCCUAACUUCCAGAACUGUCAAGAUAAUAUAUUUGUUUUUAGUCAUUAAGUUUGAUGUGAUUUGUUAUAGCAGCAAUAGGAAACUAAGACACCCUCUGGUGAAUCCGUGUCCAGAAUCAUGUAUCUUACUGCUCACUUAGUAGCUUCAUCUGGCUACUUCAUAGGCAUCUCAAACAUAUACCAAAUUAAAGCUUCCCUUUUAACUCCCCAAACCUGGUUCCUGCCUCAGCUUUUCUCUCAUCUUGGUAAAUGGCACCCAUCAACCAAUUACUAAUGCCAGAUACCUGGAAGUCACCCUUGUUUCUUUUCCUUCCUUUUCUGUCAUUCCCUCAUAGCCAAUCCCGAAUUUUCAGUUCUACUUCCAAACUCAACCUCAUAGCCAUCCGCUUCGGUUGAGUUUCACUGCCACCAUUUUUUUUUUUUUUUUUACAAUUAAUUUUAUUUUCUUUAAUAUGAAAUAUGUACAUAUAUUGCAAAAUACAAAAGAUAUUAUAAAUAGGUAUUCACUGGAAAAGUCCAUCCCCUUGCAGCCUGUCGGUGUUACCAGUUUUUUACGCAUCUUUUCAGUAAUUUUUUUUUUACACUGCCACUAUUCUUUAAAUGCUAAUCCAUUCUCCCCAUAGUAGCCCAAGUGAUAUUUUAAAAAGAAAUCUGAUGGCACUUCCUUACACAAAUCCCCUUAAGAUCUCUCCUUUUGUGUCUGAUAUGACCUUCCAGUAGCUCCAAGCUAGUUGCAGGGUAACUGAUAGUACAUUGAGUACUCUGCAAAUUAGAGCUUCAUUAUUAAUGUUUAUUUAUUUUUGAGAGAGAGAGAGAGAGAGAGAGAGAGCGCGCGAGCACAAGCAGGGGAGGAGCAGACAGAGAGGGAGACAUAGAAUCCAAAGCAAGCUCCAGACUCUGAGCUGUCAGCACAGAGCCCCAAUGUGGGGCCCUAUCUCCCAAACUGUCACAUCAUGACCUGAGCUGAAAUUGGACGCUUAACCAACUGAGCCACCCAGGCACCCCUAGAACUUCAUCAUGAAUUGAAAUACACGAUGUGCAAAAGUUUGAUUGGAUUUGAAAAAAAUUUUUAAGUGUUUAUUUAUAUUUGAAGAGAUAGUGAAUGAGCAGGGGAGGGGCAGAGAAAGAUUGAGACAGAAUCUGAAGCAGGCUCCAGGCUCUAAGCUGUCAGCACAGAGCCCUAGCUGGGGCUUGAGCUCAGGAGCUGUGAAAUCAUGACCUGAGGUCCAACACUUAGCCAGCUGAGCCACUCAGGUGCCCCUGAAAUUUGCUUUAUAGCAACAACUCUGGAUGGGUUGUUAGAUUAUUUAAAUAGUUUUACCUGUGGUAAAUUACUUAAGGAUUGUAAAAAAAUGUUUUACUGUUUUGUAACACCAACUCAUUCAACGUUUGUCACUGGUGCCUUAGCAAUUUGAAAAGAUCACUAAAAAGUCUUUAUAAGGAGCUGUGGGAGCCUUUUCCCUGACACCUUUUCUGCUGCUGCCAAGUUCCCCGCCGGAUGUCCCUGGGGCAGGGCUGGUGGGAAGUUUCCUAAAGAGGAGGCCUAGGCUGAGCGUCUUAUAAGGAUCAGCCGGUGUGUGGCUUGUUUGGGUCAUCAUCAACCCUCCAUCAGAGCCUUCUAGGAGACACGGUCCUGGAGCGACAAGGGUUUAACUCAAGAGAUGGCUCUGUGGCUGACCAGCUGCACGGCAGAAUUGUUUUGGUGAUAGCCUAUAAAAUGCCGGAGGGAAUACAAGGCCUAAUUCCCCCUGGGUGCAAGGCCAAAACCACUACCCUGGGUGAGGACCCGGGCUCCCGAGCGUGCGUGGCGGCACAAGAGAAGGCGUCGGGGCGGGAACAGAGCGAGACCAGCAAGACCCCGACCGCCACGACAACGGAAGGCUCUCGGCGCCCCCGCACCGGCCCCCUCCAAAGACCGUUUGGCCAGGGGGUGGGGCACGGGCGGGCGCAGCCAAUCACAGGGUCGCUCUCAGGUUACGUAAGGGCGCGUUCGCCGAUUCGGCGCUCGGGGUGGGUGUGCAGGGGCGUGCGUGGCUGGGAUCUAGACCCGAGUCGUCCGCGCGCUCGGCUGACGUGAGGAAGGCGCGGGGGCGGUCUUGGGCCGGCCUGCUUGCUGGUGCUGCGUUCGGCUCUGCCCGCGAGGCGGGGCGGCGGCGGCGUGCGAGGGAGCAGCUCGCCAGUGUGUGGUGAGAGCCCCGCGUCGGCCGGGACUCGGGAGACGGGCCGGGGAGAGCAUCCUUCGGACCCCCACGGCCUCUUCCUCCGGCCCCCGCCUCUUGGCCCCCGCAGUCCGGCGGCCGCCCGUUACCUCUCCGCGUCCCCAGGCCCGCACAGACCCCGGCCUCGCCCGGUCUUCGCAGGCCUACGUGCCAGGGCCCCUCCGUAUUCCUGUUACGGGCUCCGUCUUGUGGCCCGCGGAGCAGACCGCUUCACUGCGGGCCCCGGGCGGGUAGCCGGAGGCUUGGCAUGAUUCCAUCCCCCGGGCAGCGCUGCCCUGUAAGGAAAGGGGCUUUCCUGGGAGAUAGUGAGGGAUCUGUUACGGGGGUGUGCAAAAGAGGGUGGAGAGCUCCCUGACAGACAAGUUGCCCUGGGGUGUAAAGGGUUGGAUUAAAAGAUGAUUUUGAAGGUCUGCCCCCAACCCUGCCAUUCUGAGUCUGGGCUUCCUUAGUAGUUUGACGCGCGUUUAUUUUCCUCUCCAAUCUUGAGCACACCUGUAAAAUUGUUAGAGCACGAACAAGUAUUCUGGGCUCCUCGGAAAGAGAGGAGUGCCGUGUAGCAGUCUAGAUAAUUGGCUAACCCAGCUAGAGAAGCUCUGGAAGAGGCCAAACCAAACUACAGCUCGGGAAUAGGCUUCAGAAAUUUCAGGCCGCUUUUACAUAGCUCCUUCCGUCUUAAUUGUAAGUCGCAUCCCCGCUGCACCGAGGGCAGAGUGGUAUGUCAUGUUCUCUUAAUUGCUAUGGAGCCUGGCAAGACCUGCCACGAAGAAGGCCCGUGGAUGUUAAGGAACAGACACUAGGCAAACACUGGAUGUGUAAUAUCCUGCGUGCUGGGUCUGAUUUUUAGUUCUGGCAACAAACUGUACUUUGGGGCAGGUAAAUUAUUUUGUCUGUACCUCGGUGUCCCCGUCUGUAAAAUGGGAUUGGUGAGAGGGCUCUCAGGAUGAGAUGGUUAAUGUAAAGCUCUAAAUAUAGUUAGUGCUUAGCACCUCAGAAGUACUUAGCAGAUGCUUACUGUUACUGUUUCCUCUGCUCAGUGACUACUUGAGCCAAGUGCUGGUGAGUCUUUUUCCAACAUUUCAGUUGAGGUCCAGAGGAAUAUUUUUCUGGGAAGUGUUGAUCAUGUUGAUCACCUUUUGUUAGUAUGUAAAAUGGUCACUCUUGAAAGAAUGCAGGAAGUGGGCUUUAAGAAUUGGGUUUCUCAGAGACUGCCAGUGAAUUCGAGAUGAAAGCAUACUUCUCUGGAAUUUAGCUAUAUUUUAGUUACAAUUCUGGAAUUAAUAGGUGAAAUGGGUGUAAAUAUCCAGCCCCUCCUGACUUUCUGAGCUUUAGGCUUGAGGGAAAUGUGGACAACAUAACUACUUCACAGUGUCUAUUUAAAAGAUUCUUAAAAAAAAAAAAAAGAUUUCUUGUUUUGAUAGUGACAAUUUCAAGUAUGCUGAAAAGGACAGAAGACAAUAUGACUCCCUCUACCAGUCACCAAGAUUUAACACAUAUUAAUAUGUUACCGUGUUUGUUUCACAUCUCUGCCUAUGGAACUCUGUUUUAAGAAUCUCUCAAAGCAAAAGAAACAAGUCAUGGAGAAGAAUGGGAAUAACCGAAAGCUUCGGGUUUGUGUUGCGACUUGCAACCGUGCUGAUUAUUCGAAACUUGCCCCGAUCAUGUUUGGCAUUAAAAUGGAACCUGAGUUCUUUGAACUUGAUGUGGUGGUACUUGGCUCUCACCUGAUAGAUGAUUAUGGGAACACAUAUCGCAUGAUUGAACAAGAUGACUUUGACAUUAACACCAGGCUACACACGAUUGUUAGGGGGGAAGAUGAGGCAGCCAUGGUGGAGUCAGUAGGCCUGGCCCUAGUGAAGCUACCAGAUGUCCUUAAUCGUUUGAAGCCUGAUAUCAUGAUUGUUCAUGGAGACAGAUUUGAUGCCCUGGCUCUGGCUACUUCUGCUGCCUUGAUGAAUAUCCGAAUCCUUCAUAUUGAAGGGGGAGAAGUCAGUGGGACCAUUGACGAUUCUAUCAGACAUGCCAUAACAAAACUGGCUCAUUAUCAUGUGUGUUGCACCCGAAGUGCAGAGCAGCACCUGAUAUCCAUGUGUGAGGACCAUGAUCGCAUCCUUCUGGCAGGCUGCCCUUCCUAUGACAAACUUCUCUCUGCCAAGAACAAAGACUACAUGAGCAUCAUUCGGAUGUGGUUAGGUGAUGAUGUAAAAUCUAAAGAUUACAUUGUUGCGCUACAGCACCCUGUGACCACUGACAUUAAGCAUUCCAUAAAAAUGUUUGAAUUAACAUUGGAUGCGCUUAUCUCAUUUAACAAGCGGACCCUAGUUCUGUUUCCAAACAUUGAUGCAGGGAGCAAAGAGAUGGUUCGAGUGAUGCGGAAGAAGGGCAUUGAGCAUCAUCCCAACUUCCGUGCAGUUAAACACGUCCCAUUUGACCAGUUUAUACAGCUGGUUGCCCAUGCUGGUUGUAUGAUUGGGAACAGCAGCUGUGGAGUACGAGAGGUUGGAGCUUUUGGAACACCUGUGAUUAAUCUUGGAACACGUCAGAUUGGAAGAGAAACAGGGGAGAAUGUCCUUCAUGUCCGGGAUGCUGAUACCCAAGACAAAAUACUACAGGCACUGCAUCUUCAGUUUGGCAAACAGUACCCUUGUUCAAAGAUAUAUGGGGAUGGAAAUGCUGUUCCAAGGAUUUUGAAGUUUCUCAAAUCUAUUGAUCUUCAAGAGCCACUGCAAAAGAAAUUCUGCUUUCCUCCUGUGAAGGAGAAUAUCUCUCAAGAUAUUGACCAUAUUCUUGAAACUCUAAGUGCCUUGGCUGUUGAUCUUGGUGGGACAAACCUCCGAGUUGCAAUAGUCAGCAUGAAGGGUGAAAUUGUCAAGAAGUAUACUCAGUUCAAUCCUAAAACCUAUGAAGAGAGGAUUAAUUUAAUCCUACAGAUGUGUGUUGAAGCUGCAGCAGAAGCUGUAAAACUGAACUGCAGAAUUUUGGGAGUAGGUAUUUCCACGGGUGGCCGGGUAAAUCCUCGGGAAGGAAUUGUGCUGCAUUCAACUAAACUGAUUCAAGAAUGGAACUCUGUGGACCUCAGGACCCCCCUGUCUGACACUUUGCAUCUCCCUGUGUGGGUGGACAAUGAUGGCAAUUGUGCUGCCCUGGCGGAAAGGAAAUUUGGCCAAGGAAAGGGCCUGGAAAACUUUGUGACACUUAUCACAGGUACAGGAAUUGGCGGGGGUAUCAUCCAUCAGCACGAAUUGAUCCAUGGAAGCUCCUUCUGUGCUGCAGAACUUGGCCACCUUGUUGUGUCUCUGGAUGGGCCUGAUUGUUCCUGUGGAAGUCAUGGGUGUAUUGAAGCAUAUGCCUCUGGAAUGGCCUUGCAGAGGGAAGCAAAAAAGCUACAUGAUGAAGACCUGCUCUUGGUGGAAGGGAUGUCAGUGCCAAAAGACGAGGCCGUGAGUGCAGUCCAUCUCAUCCAAGCCGCAAAACUUGGCAACGUGAAGGCCCAGAGCAUCUUGAGAACAGCUGGAACGGCUUUGGGUCUUGGGGUUGUGAACAUCCUCCACACCAUAAAUCCUUCCCUUGUGAUCCUCUCUGGAGUCCUAGCCAGUCACUACAUCCACAUCGUCAAAGAUGUCAUCCGCCAGCAAGCCUUGUCCUCGGUUCAGGAUGUGGACGUGGUAGUUUCGGAUUUGGUGGAUCCCGCCCUGCUCGGUGCCGCCAGCAUGGUUUUGGACUACACAACUCGCAGGAUCUGCUAGGCCUCCCGGGAGGGGACAUGGACCAAGACUCAGAACUUCUUUGUGGAAUCAGGUUGUCUUUUAGAUGAGCGUUUCUUACAAAGCAAAUUUGGUAUUUAGCAGGUGACUUCAGCAGUUAAGUUUUUGCUUUUAGUCUCCUCUUCCAAAGUCACUUUUCCCAACCCGUUUUGGUAGAUGCUGCUCUUUCUGGGGUCAUUUUAGCUCAAACCCUGUAAGUACCAGUCACAAUUUUCUGUGCCAAAGGAGCUGUGAUAGUAGACAAGGAAGCCUUAGGACUCUGCUCACCAGACGUACCACUUAGACCUGCAGGCCUUGCUUGAGAUGGGACCUUGAUAACUGGAGUUUGGAUUAUUAAUCCUUCCUACUCUGACCUUAAACUCAGAUUGCAGAAAGGGAUCCAGUCAGGAAACAGAAGGAAAUCUCACCGUGAAUGGCUAAAGUAAACUUUUUUAAAAACAGCUUUACUGAGAUAUUUUUAAAAGGGUACAAUUUGGUAAGCUUUGACAUAUGUAUAUACCUGUGAAACCAUCACCACAAUCAAGACAUUGGACAUACCUGUCACCCCCAAAUGUCAUUUGCUUAAAGAUGUUAUUUGCUACUACUCUUGGAGAGUCUUGAGCAACUUUAGGGAUCUGAAUUACAGUGGCUUUAAGUGACCUUGUCCUUAUCUUCUUAAGGACAGCUGAGAAGCCACUAGGACUUAACAGCCUCUGAAAGGAGAUUAACCAUCCCCAAAGGAUCUUCGCUAUGGACAAACACCUCUCCCUUCAAUAACUUUUCAUGCUAAUGUUGAGUAUGACCCUGGAGUAUCUCCUAAGGCAGCGUUUGUGGAGCCCGUAUCUGUGAAUCUGGAUUCUGGCGAAAUACGAUUUUGUGCUUUCAUUGGUGUCUAGAUACAAAGGCUAGGGUUCUUGCUAUCAAUUUCAACCUGGAAGAAAUAUGAAUACCCACCAUUUAAUAAGUGCCUACUGUGUGCCAGGUUCUGAACUAGGUGCUCCAUAUACGUUAUUCUAAAUUCUCACAACCUGGGAGGUAGGUGUUUUAAUUUCCAUUUUAUACAACCGCAAAUUAAGUCUUGGCGCGUUUAAGUGAUGGCACCUAAAGCUGUGUGGCUAGUGACUCUCAGAAACAGGAUUUGCUCCCAGGUCCAUCUGUGCUUUUCUGCUAAGCCACACAACCCCUCAAAUAAAAACCUUGCAGAAGGUACCUAUAUCCUAAUUUAGUUCAGACUAACAACAGCUUUAAUAAGACUGUCUCAUUAGCAGAUGACUCAAUUUGUCUUUGAUGCUGUCCCUCAGUGAUAAAUUUAAUCAAAUAUUCUUCUCUGCUGUGGACAUUUUGCCAAUACAGUAUUUUGUCUAGUGACAGGUUUUUAUGGGUACUUUCAGAUGAUCUAAGAAAGCAUAUGCAUGUUUUUCAGAUUCUUAUUUUAGGACAACCAGAAAGUUUCUAUUGUUUCAGUGUUAGCAUACAAAAUAAAGUGUGAAAGAAUCAAUAUUGCAUUUGAACUACUUCCUUCCUGGUGGUUUAAUGUGAAUAGAUAGGUUGGCUGAUUCCAGGAACUCCACCGGCCCUGAAAUAAUCUCCAGGUCCUGGUUAUUGUUGAAAAAUUCCACCGUGAUUCCUAGGAAGGAAGCUAGUUCUGCUUGGCGUCAGCGUCUGGGGUGAGGUGGUGUCCUGUGAAGGGACACCAGUUGUUCCUGGGCGACAUCUGUAACUGCUCUGGACACCAGACGGUUGCAUUGCUACCAGGCUUCAUACCAAAUAUUUGGAAGGAUGGUUCUAAAUCUAAAACCAAAUCUUAGUUUUUAUUGAAUUCACAGAAAGGAUAAUUAAUAUAUUCCAACAUAAUUAUUACUGACAGUUAAAUCACAUAUUAAUUUAUUUUAGUGUAAAUAUUUGUAUGUUACUGUUCUGAGCCAAAUUCUAAAGAAAAAAUAAAUAUAUUUCUUUGUGGAAAUCCUAA
Panthera uncia (snow leopard) is the source of this 8932-nucleotide messenger RNA. It is a transcript of the gene GNE, whose product is annotated as glucosamine (UDP-N-acetyl)-2-epimerase/N-acetylmannosamine kinase. The record is from RefSeq and is a predicted model, not a curated record. Gene Ontology annotation, molecular function: N-acylmannosamine kinase activity; UDP-N-acetylglucosamine 2-epimerase activity; hydrolase activity, hydrolyzing O-glycosyl compounds. The coding region runs from base 4753 to 6966 and encodes 737 amino acids. Gene Ontology annotation, biological process: UDP-N-acetylglucosamine metabolic process. Lineage: Eukaryota; Metazoa; Chordata; Mammalia; Carnivora; Felidae. The transcript is spliced from 12 exons.